Acanthisitta chloris (rifleman) is the source of this 1012-nucleotide messenger RNA. RefSeq names its product regulatory factor X, 5 (influences HLA class II expression) (gene RFX5). Lineage: Eukaryota; Metazoa; Chordata; Aves; Passeriformes; Acanthisittidae. The transcript is spliced from 9 exons. Gene Ontology annotation, biological process: regulation of transcription by RNA polymerase II. The record is from RefSeq and is a predicted model, not a curated record. The annotation marks the transcript as partial. Gene Ontology annotation, molecular function: RNA polymerase II cis-regulatory region sequence-specific DNA binding; DNA-binding transcription factor activity, RNA polymerase II-specific.
GCCCCGCGGGAUCAUCAUGGUCCCCCUCAGCAUCCCCAGACCUGUGGGGACCUGCCCUUCUGGUCCCUUGCUGGUCACACUGGGCCAGGGCUGCUCCCCAGUGUCCCCCAGCACCCCAACCCCUGCCAGGAACAAGGCCCCAGAUGUGGCAGCUGAUGAAGAGCUGAGUGCCAGAGUCAUCAGGAAGGGCAGUUUGUCCCCCAGCAGCUCCCGGGGCAGUGCCACCGAGUCCAGCACAUUGCUGCAGGAGCUGAAGGGAACCAUCUCCAAAUCUGUGCAGAGCAAAGUCGACUCCAUCCUGCAAGAUGUCCAGAAGUUCUCAGACAGCGAUAAGCUCUACCUCUACCUCCAGCUGCCAUCAGGGCCGAGCACGGGGGAGAAGAGCAGCAGCCUGGACCUGAGUGCGCUGAGCACAGCUGAGUACAUGCAUGCCUGCAACUGGAUCCGGAACCACCUGGAGGAGCACAUGGACACCUGCCUGCCCAAGCAGGACGUCUAUGACGCCUACAAGCGAUACUGCGACAACCUCUGCUGCCGCCCGCUGAGUGCCGCCAAUUUUGGCAAGAUCAUCCGGGAGAUCUUCCCAAACAUCAAGGCCCGGCGACUGGGAGGCCGAGGACAGUCCAAAUACUGCUACAGUGGGAUCCGGAGGAAGACGGUGGUCAGGCUGCCUCCCCUGCCCAGCCUGGACCUCAAAGUGACUGAGACUCAGCAGGCAGAGCUGACAGAGCUGGUGCAGUCCUACACCAGUGAGGUGAUGGAGGCAGCCUGUGCCCUGACCUGUGACUGGGCUGAGAAGAUCCUCAAACGCUCUUUCAACAACAUUGUGGAGGUAGCCCGGUUCCUCAUCCAGGAGCACAUCAUCAGCUCCCGCUCAGCACAUGCCGAACUGGUCAUGGCCAUGGUGGUCUCAGAGAACACGGAGAAGAUACACACGGACAGUCGGAUCCCAUCAACAGCAAAGAAGAAUGGCCUGGACACCUCUGAGAGUGGUGACAGGAGCCAGGGGCAG